This is a messenger RNA of Candidula unifasciata, 1569 nucleotides long. Lineage: Eukaryota; Metazoa; Mollusca; Gastropoda; Stylommatophora; Geomitridae. The record is from the annotation of a GenBank genome assembly.
AUGAAUCUUCAUCUGCUGACAAGCUUGCUCGUGACUCUGACAAAUGCUGCAUUCGAGACUCAGCAACACUGGAUAGACAACGGCAGGGCUGACAUCCGUCGAGCCUGGGCUAGUGUCCCCAACUACAACCUGGCCCAGAAUGUCAUACUAAUGGUUGGCGACGGUAUGGGCGUGUCCACCGUGACAGCCGCUAGGAUCUACAAAGGUCAGAAGCUGGGCAAAUAUGGCGAGGAUUACAAGCUAGCCUUCGAGGACUUCCCACACCUGGCUUUGUCCAAGACCUACAACCUUGACCGACAAGUGCCGGACAGUGCUGGGACUGCCGUCGCCAUGGUGACUGGGGUCAAGGUUAACAUGGGGACCCUGGGUCUAACGGGGGAGGUGCCCUACCAAAAGAAUUGCUCUCAAGUCCGCGAGGAUCGCAAGCUGAAAUCGGUUCUGGAUUACGCUUUGGAAGAAGGUAAAUCAGUGGGUAUUGUGACCACCACUCGUGUCACGCAUGCAACACCAGCUGCUGCCUAUGCUCACGUCCCCCACAGAGACUGGGAGAGUGACGCUGACAUGGCUGGUAUCCCCGGCUGUGAGCAGGUCAAGGACAUUGCCUACCAACUCAUUAUGGAUAACCCGAACAUCAACGUGAUUCUUGGAGGUGGCAGACAGGCUUUUAUAAACAAUUCCUCUUCUGGGGGUAAACGACAGGAUGGUCGAGAUCUUCGUGAGAACUGGAAGCGGCACAGAGCAUCCAGCGGUCUCAGAUAUGCUUAUGUGGAAACUAAAGCAGACUUUGAUCAAAUCAAUCCAGACACAGCUGACUACCUGCUAGGUCUGUUUGAACUGAGUCACAUGACUUAUGAGCUAGAGAGGAAUGCUUCCAAGGAACCAUCACUCACAGAAAUGGUGGACAAAGCUAUACGUAUUCUCAAGAAGAAUCCUAAAGGCUUCUUUCUUCUAAUUGAAGGUGGUAGAAUCGACCACGCCCACCAUGACAAUCUCGGAAAGAAAGCCCUUGAAGAAACCGUUGAAUUUGAUAACGCAGUACGAAAAGUCACGGAACUGACUUCAGCUGAUGACACGCUGACUGUCGUAACGGCCGACCAUUCACAUGUGUUCACAAUAGCUGGAUAUCCUCGUCGAGGACACAAUAUACUUGGCAUUGUUGAUGAUAUGCCUGAAAAUGAAAUGCCCGUUGACAAGAUGCCUCUUCUAACACUGGGAUAUACAAAUGGUCCUGCAAGUAAGAGAGUCAACUACACGGAAGUGGACACCACAGACAAUAAUUUCAAGCAGCCGGGCUGUGUACAGAUGCCAUGGGAGACCCACGGAGGAGAAGAUGUGGCCAUAUACGCACAAGGACCAAUGGCUCAUCUGUUGCAUGGCGUCCAUGAACAGUCGUACAUUGGACACGUACUCAUGCACUCCGCCUGUCUGGGAGAAUAUAAAAAUGACUGUGACCUCGACAAAAGAGAGAAAAUGAAGAGUGGCUUCUGUGGAACAUCUAGGCCGGUGUCCUCUAUAAUUGUGAUUUUGGGUGUCCUGUUUAAAGUAGUGCUAGAUAUGGAAUUAUUAUGA